This is a messenger RNA of Megalobrama amblycephala (Wuchang bream), 1830 nucleotides long. RefSeq names its product tripartite motif containing 35-39 (gene trim35-39). The record is from RefSeq and is a predicted model, not a curated record. NCBI's taxonomy places the organism in Eukaryota, Metazoa, Chordata, Actinopteri, Cypriniformes, Xenocyprididae. The transcript has 4 exons. Bases 235 to 972 code for a protein of 245 amino acids. Gene Ontology annotation, molecular function: protein binding.
UUAAACUUGGUUGUUAUUUUAAUUGUUGCAUAACAUAAAAUAUGUAAAAAAAAAAAUUGCAUUACAAAUAAAAUGUAUUGUUAUUUUUAAGUGAAUGUUAUUUAAUUUCAGUCUCAAGCUGAGCACACAGAGCGUCAGAUUAAACUGGAGUUUGAGAAGCUUCAUCAGUUUCUCAGAUAUGAAGAAGAAACUGCAAUCUCUGCACUGAGGGAGGAAAAGCAGAGGAAGAAUCAGAUGAUGACGGAGAAGCUUGAGGAGAUGAACAGAUGCAUAUCAGCUCUUUCACACACAAUCAAAGACAUGGAGGAGAUGAUGAAUGCCAGCGAAGUCUUGUUUCUAAAGAACUUCCCAGUCACAAUGGAAAGACUCCAGACCUCACAGCCGGACCCACAGGUGGCUUCUGGAGCUUUGAUUGAUGUGGCAUGUUACUUGGGCAACCUGCAGUUCAGAGUCUGGAAGAAGGCGCAAGGCAUUGUCCAAAACACUCCAGUAAUUCUGGAUCCAAACACAGCUCAUCCAGAUCUCCUCUUGUCUGAUGAUCUGACCAGUCUGAGAUGCAGUUCGGACAGUCAAGCGCUUCCUGAUAAUCCAGAGAGAUUUGACGAGUAUUCCUGUGUUCUGGGUUCAGAGGGGUUUAACUCGGGAACACACUGCUGGGAGGUGGAGGUUAAAGAGAGCUCGUCCUGGGCUCUGGGAGUAACUAAGGCAUCAAGCCAAAGGAAGGGAUGUGAUUUCUUUGACACUGGAGUGUGGAGUGUGCAGUACAGACUGUUUGAAGAGUCUGGUUUUCCUGUCACACAGAAGCUUGAGCGGGUGAGAGUUCAGCUGGACUAUGACAGAGGAACGGUGUCAUUCUCUGAUCCUGUAACUAACACACAUCUGUACACGUUCACAACCACCUUCACUGAGAACGUCUUUCCAUUCUUCUAUAGCUUUUCCCAUCUGAGGAUCUUACAAUUGUAUUAUUUGUAAAAGUUAUACCUGUACAUCCACAGCUAACAAAAAUAAGUUCUAAAACCGGUUUAGCAACGUUCCCAUUAAUUUGUGAAUUUAAUGAACGCCACCGGAAUCAUCUCACUAUCGGCUUUGAACAAUUAAUUGACAGAGUAAGCCUGAUUCAAACCUCUAACUCCCAAGCAAGUUCAGCCUGUCCCACUUGCAGUCUUUGCGUGAGUAGAAUUUUUUUUAGGCUACCUGACAGGACACAAAAAGCAAGUAAGGUUUUACACAUUUUUAUUUUCAGUAGCUACUUUGCACUUAAACUACUAAAUCUCUGUUAAAUCUUCUAAAAUAAACUUCUAAAUCACUGUUCAGUAGUCCCUAUAUAAUAGACAAAUACACAUACUCAUCUCUGCACCAGUAAAAUGUGCAGCACUUUUCCUUUUACUGUAUGUAAUAUCUAAUUAAUUUAACUUACACUGGAAAGUUUUUUAUUUAUCUUGUGAUUUUGGUGCACAUGAGUUCAUGAAUAUGAUGAAUGAUGGGAUACGCUUGGCCUGAAAUACCACUCCGAAGUGGAUUUAGUCAGCAUAGUGCACUGCGCUUUAGCAUUUAUCAUACACGUACAUUUACUUAUCAUGUUCACACACUCUCAAGUGGCCAAGACCGCAAGUGUGGGUAUUGGGAUAGGCCCAGUGUACAAAACUGGGCUGUGUACAUUGCAUAGCACAUACCAAGCUGAUGAUAAAAUUUAAGUUGCGCACUUUACAAUUACAAAAAAUACUUACACUGUUACACAUGCUAACAUUUUAGCCUAAUGUAAUUUUGUUAAAUUGACUGUUUAUCUGUUUAGCGAUGAAUGUUUGUGCUCAUGUUGAUGUAAUUAAAUAA